AUGCUGGCACCAAAGGGCAGUGGAGCAGGAGGUAGGGCGGCGUAUCUCCUCUUCCUCACACACCACCUCCUCUCUUCGACGAAGCAGUCGCAGCUCCGUACCUGGGCCAAGGACCUCUCCCUAGUAGGGCUCGCCAAGCGCGGCUACCCAGGUGUGAUCCUCCUCCUCGCCUCCUCCCCCUCUUCUUCUUCUGCGACGUCUUCGAAUCGCAAGGACUCGCCUGAGAAUAUUGGUGAUGAGAGCGCAGCUAGGCUCGAGGAGGUAGCGAGGAGGAUCAAGCGCAUGCAAUGGGCUUCGCAGGACCUCCGUCCCGUACAGCCUCUGCAGGCCCGCACUUUCACCCGCCUGCAGAGGGUACUCGGUGAGCGGCAGGGAAGCGUAAGCGAGACUGGUUCGGAUACUUCAGCUGUCCCCAAGGGAGUGAGCGUGAGAAGAAUGAUUCCUCUCUUGUUCCUGGAUACUAUGAAGGAGAUCAGCACCCUCUUCCAAGAAGCCGACCAGCUCGCGCACCCUGCCGCCGAGGGAGGAGGCAAGAUGGAUCAGUCGGCCAAGGCGUCACAGGAGGACAGCCAGGAGCUUUGGAGGGACAUCUGGCGCAGAGAGAUGAAGCCGCGCUAA
This is a messenger RNA of Microstroma glucosiphilum, 618 nucleotides long. RefSeq lists its product as hypothetical. The coding region runs from base 1 to 618 and encodes 205 amino acids. The record is from RefSeq and is a predicted model, not a curated record. The transcript has a single exon. Lineage: Eukaryota; Fungi; Basidiomycota; Exobasidiomycetes; Microstromatales; Microstromataceae.